Messenger RNA from Oncorhynchus keta (chum salmon), 4029 nucleotides. Its product is annotated as protein mono-ADP-ribosyltransferase PARP12-like. The record is from RefSeq and is a predicted model, not a curated record. Gene Ontology annotation, molecular function: metal ion binding; NAD+ poly-ADP-ribosyltransferase activity. Bases 112 to 3720 code for a protein of 1202 amino acids. NCBI's taxonomy places the organism in Eukaryota, Metazoa, Chordata, Actinopteri, Salmoniformes, Salmonidae. The transcript is spliced from 12 exons.
UAUUGGAGAAGCAGUUUUGGCCUAUCUUCAUACUGUACUGUCUUUGUUGUAGCGGUAGCCUGUGGUCCACUGUCCUAAACCAGGAACAACAGUCGCGCAAGUUAUUGCGAGAUGGCUCAGCAAUUGUUAUUAAAAUUAAUUUGCGAUCAUCAGGGAACAUUGGACUAUGCACAUCUGGCAGAUGUUGGGGUUGGAGCAGAUAUUAUCUGCGCUCUUGAUAAACUUGUUGAAAACGAUUUAUUUUCUAUAGCGCUGUGCAAUGGAAACAAACGCAUUAUUGCGAAAACGAAAGUUAGACGCUGCAAAGCGCAGCAAUGUGAUGGCUGCAAUGAUUUACACUUAUGUAAAUUUUAUCUAUUUGGGGACUGCAAGAAUAGUAGGGGAAGACGGACAUGCCGCUUUGGCCAUGACCUUCACUCCGAACACAACUCCAUAAUUUUGAGAGAGCAUAAACUUGAGACGCUGAGUAGACAGGAACUCCGGCAGCUAUUAUUACAGAAUGACAACUCUCUCCUUCCACCGGUGUGCUACUCUUAUAACAAAGGCACCGGGCAAUAUGGCAACUGCCCUGAUCAGGAGGGGUGCAGGAGACUUCACGUGUGUGACAGGUACAUCAGAGGAACCUGUUCCUCGGGAGCCAACUGCAACAGGUGUCAUGACUUCUUCGAGCCACACCCACGGAGGACCCUGCAGCAGAGGGGAGUGCCAAACGAUCUAAUGGCAUCCAUGUUGUCCACCUACCAGAACAUCCAGGCCAUGAAAAGUGAAGGUGCCGGCGGUGCUGCUUCCAUCAACAGGCCCCAGAGCUGUCCUCAGAGAAAUACAGUGAGGAAUGAGAUCUGCCUGUUCUUUGUCAAGGGGGACUGCAAACAAGGAGAGAAAUGCUGGAGAGUCCACUUCAAAAUGCCCUACAAGUGGGAAGUGAACGAUGGACAGACUUGGUCAGCUCUGCCAGCAAACGAAGAAAUCGAGAGAGACUUCUGUGACCCUUCUAAGAUACACAGUGAGGGAUCUGAGCGUGUGCGUUUCGACUCCAUGAGCCACGGGUUACAGGAAGUUCGCCGUCUCUCCACAGUUUCCUCUGUGACCCAGCCCACAUAUGUACUCACCACAGAGUGGGUGUGGUUCUGGGAAGACGAGUACGGCAAAUGGGUCCAGUACGCAUCCAUCAAAGAGAUGCACAGAUUGUCGUCCAUCACCAGUGAAGACCUCGAGAAAAGGUUCCAGGAGGAUCAAAGUGCUGUGGUGAAGUUCACCGCAGGCCAGCAGUCUUAUGAGCUGAGUUUCAGAGACAUGACACAAAAAAACAAAGCAUAUGGUACUGUAAGGAUGGUCAGACGACGUCCAGUCUUUGUUUCAACUGUGGACGCACAAGCUGCAAGGAGCAGGAGAAAUGGACCACGCAAUUUCAGAGCUGUUCCUGGAUCUUGGGACAAGUCUGCGAUACCUGACAUUGGAUACAAGACAGUCACUCUUCUGAAUUCUGACAGGGACUAUCAAAAGGUCCAGGGACUUUUCAACAACACCAUGAGGGGCUUCCAAAUCACCAGCAUCGAGAGGGUCCAAAACAGGGACCUCUGGGAAGUCUUCCAGUGGAAGAGAGAUUUAAUGAAGAAAAACAAUGGAGGUCAAAACAGCAAGGAGCUACAUCUCUUCCACGGAACGGACCCAAAACACGUAGAGGCCAUUUGCAGAGAUAACUUCGACUGGAGGCUGUGUGGAACCAACGGAACUGUGUACGGCGAAGGGAGUUACUUUGCCAGGGAUGCCAAGUACUCACACAGCUACACCAGCCACUCAGGAGUGAGGUCCAUGUUUGCUUGUCAGGUGCUUGUUGGCGACUACACACGGGGGAACUCGGGGCUCCGUCGCCCCCCUCCAAAAGGCGAGGGAAGCCCCACUCUCUAUGACAGCUGUGUGGACAAUGUCCUGAACCCAUCCAUAUAUGUGGUGUUUGAAAGGCACCAGGUUUACCCAGAGUUCCUCAUCAAAUAUGAUGAUAGCGUCAUGCAGUGGUCCACAUCGGCUCCGGCUCCAGCUCCAGCUCCACCCAAAACUGUCUCUAUCCAAUCCACUUCGUUAACCCCAAAAUCCAACCGGAUUCAAGCCACAGCUGCUGCUAUCCCAUCGAAGAGAGUUCCAUCCACUUUGAAUCCAUCUAAAACUGCAGCCACCACUUCCUCAAAUCCAACCCAUUCUCGUCCCACUUCACGUUUUUUCCAUCAGUCGCUCCCAAAACCUGCCCAAGCCCCAUUGAUAUUCAUUCAAUCUCCAGUCCUCAUAAAGCCAGCCACAAGUUCUCAAUUAGUGGAUAUCACCCGAGGCCCAGAUUUCACUUCCUCAUUUGCAAACCUCUCUCACACACUCACUACCCCAGCCAGUACACCCUCUCGUACACUCACUACCCCACCCAGUACACCCUCUCGUACACUCACUACCCCAGCCAGUACACCCUCUCGUACACUCACUACCCCAGCCAGUACACCCUCUCGUACGCCCACUACCCCAGCCAGUACACCCUCUCGUACGCCCACUACCCCAGCCAGUACACCCUCUCGUACGCUCACUACCCCUGCCAGUACACCCUCUCGUACACUCACUACCCCAGCCAGUACACCCUCUCGUACACUCACUACCCCAGCCAGUACACCCUCUCGUACGCUCCCUGCACCAGCCAGUACCCUCUCUUAUACGCUCCCUGCACCAGCCAGUACCCUCUUUUAUACACUCCCUGCACCAGCCAGUACCCUCUCUUAUACACUCCCUGCCCCAGCCAGUACCCUCUCUUAUACACUCCCUGCCCCAGCCAGUACCCUCUCUUAUACGCUCCCUGCCCCAGCCAGUACACCCUUUCCUACACUCACUACCCCAGCCAGUACCCUCUCUUAUACACUCCCUACCCCAGCCAGUACCCUCUCUUAUACACAUCCUACCCCAGCCAGUACCCUCUCUCCUACACUCACUACCCCAGCCAGUACCCUCUCUCCUACACUCACUACCCCAGCCAGUACCCUCUCUCCUACACUCACUACUCCAGCCAGUACAGCCUCUCGAAGACUGGCUCCCCAACCUCCCACCCCCUCUGCUACACUCACGCCCUCACCCAGUGCCCCCUCUCCUACACACACUACCCCAGCCAGUACCCCCUCUUAUACACACACUACCCCAGCCAGUACCCCCUCUUAUACACUCACUACCCCAGCCAGUACCCCCUCUUAUACACUCACUACCCCAGCCAGUACCCCCUCUUAUACACUCACUACCCCAGCCAGUACCCCCUCUUAUACACUCACUGCCCCAGCCAGUACAGCCUCUCGUAGACUCGCUCCCCAACCCCCCACCCUCUCUCCUACACUCACUCCCCCAGCCAGUACCCCCUCUCGCACACUUUCCCCUUUAACUGGCACCCUAUCUUGGGCUCACACCCGCUCAACAACCACUACUCGCACUCUCUCUGACAGUAGUUCUUCUUACCCACUAUCCCCUUCAUCCUCACUGAGCACACAUUAUCACACACUUUCUCACUCAUCCUACUCCCCCACUUACACACAAACUCCCUCACGCACUUCCCCCUCCACGUCAAGCAAUCCUUCUAGCACACUCUCCCCCUCAGAUAGGUUGCUAGGUGCCUUCACUAGAUCUCCUCCUGAAUCACUGUACAGUGUUCCAACAGCUCAUAGGAGGGACACCAAAGAAAAAAACAAGUGCCUUCUACAAUAACUUGCCUUUGUCAGGGUGGAGCAGUAAGUUAAUAGAAGGUUUUGAUGGCGAACUUCACAUUUUCUUAAACAGAACAUUUAUUGAAAUGAUAUACUAUAUAUGUUUUAUAGCUGUGUAUCUUUACCUUGUAGGGGCUUAAUAAUAGUAAAGCUGUUCACAACUAAGCAGACGUUGGUAAUUUUGCACAAAUAUGAAUUUGAUGAGCAUGUUUCCUUUACUCAGGUCUGCUGACACAGUCCAUACUGUGUCAGCAGUGAAACAGGUUUGAUUUCUCUGUUUUUAAACUGAAUAAACUCAGAAAAUAAUUGA